Acanthocheilonema viteae is the source of this 1302-nucleotide messenger RNA. The record is from the annotation of a GenBank genome assembly. NCBI's taxonomy places the organism in Eukaryota, Metazoa, Nematoda, Chromadorea, Rhabditida, Onchocercidae.
AUGGCAGAAAGCACUGAGUUAUGGCGAGAAUGCGUACGGUGGAUGAAUGAAUGCGGAAUCCUGGAUGCCAAACAUCGGGUAGCAGAAGCAGGUGCUGAAAUCGGUGAAUUCGCAACUAUUCUACGAGAUGGUGUAUUGCUUUGCUUACUUUGUAAUCGGUUGUGCGAAAAUUGUAUUGACAUCAAAGAUUUACAGCAGCGACCACAAAUGGCUCAGUUUCUGUGCUGCAAAAACAUAUGUGAAUUUCUGAAAGCAUGUAAAAAUACGUUUGAAAUGAGGCCAGAAGAUUUAUUUGAUCCGUGGGAUCUUUAUCGUCUCGACGAUUUCGGCAAAGUGCUCAGAACGCUUUCCAAAUUAUCCACGUCUCCUGUAGCGAAGCUUAGCGGUAUUAGGGGAUUUCCAUUACGUAUAUCUCCGUUAAAUUCUGUGGAAUAUUAUAACGACAAAGUUAUUUACAAAAAUCUUCGCCAAGGAGCAGAAGUAAAUGAACCUGUGCUCGAAAAUGCUUAUGAUAUGGGUAUCGCAGAGGAGGAGAAGACCAGCGGCCGAAUUUACGAUUCUAUUGUGUGUCAACGGUCCAAUAGUCAACGGGAACUGAAAGCUAUCGAAUAUGAUAAAUGGAUAAAUUUCAAGCCAGAUUCUCGACGUGAGCAUUGCGUCAAGGAAUUAUAUGAUACUGAAUCAAACUAUGUCGAGAAAGCUCUAGAUAUGAUCAUAAAUAAUUUUUAUACGCCACUGGAGGAAGUGCUAUCGAAGGAUGAUCAUAAAAUGAUCUUUAUGAAUAUUUUAGAACUGGCAUGCAUUCAUCGUUCAUUUCGUGAUCAUUUACGGCAAGCUGUAUUCUAUACUGUAGGAUUGGAAGAUCCCGUAAAUGAUGAAAAACCAGUGACAAUUGGGGACGUCUUCAUUACAUGGAAAGAGAAAUUUGUGGCAUAUGGAGAAUACUGUUCGAAAUUACCAAAUUCACGUUCACGUAUUUGUUAUUUGGAAAAAACAAAUCCGAUCGCACGACAAAAAAUUAUUGAUUGUGGUAUAGCUGCUAAUCGUAACCAGUUUCAUUUGCAGGAUCUUCUCAGUAUACCCAUGCAGAGAGUUUUGAAGUACCAUGUUUUGUUAUCGGAGAUGAUAAAGCUUACCCCAGUAGACGCACUGGACCGCUUGCCUUUGGAAGAAGCGAAAGAGGCAAUGCAGGAUAUCAAUUCCUAUGUUAAUGAAAUGAAACGUGAUUAUGAGAUGCAACAAUUGGUUAUGGAUAUCGAAACAAGUAUAACAGAUCUGGAGCUGGUAGUUUAUUUCUGCUAG